AUGAAGGCAACUGUCAUUGCGGUCAAAUCAGAUUUGAUCUGGAUCUACACCAACCCCCUGCGGCAUGUUUUCACCUGCCCUUGCUCGAUGUGUAGCAAGAAGGGCUAUCUCUGGGUAUUUCCCGAGGAAUCUCAGUUCCGGAUUACAAUCGGACAGCAAGCUAUGGCCAAAUACAGUGUGGAUGGUCUAAGUGGAGAUCAUUAUUUUUGUCCUACGUGCGGGACAGUAAACAUGGCUCAGAACCAUAUGAUUGAAAAGGGAGGCCCGAGCAUUGCUGUCAAUAUUUCUUCUCUGACAUAA
Messenger RNA from Penicillium malachiteum, 300 nucleotides. RefSeq names its product Mss4-like protein. The record is from RefSeq and is a predicted model, not a curated record. The transcript has 3 exons. The coding region runs from base 1 to 300 and encodes 99 amino acids. NCBI's taxonomy places the organism in Eukaryota, Fungi, Ascomycota, Eurotiomycetes, Eurotiales, Aspergillaceae.